GGUGGUGUGUAGUGAACUUAGUGGUCACCAUUCACCCACCAUUCCUCAUUCCUCAUUCCUCAAUCCUCAAUCCUCAAUCCUCAAUCCUGAAUCCUCAAAACUUUGAUCCCUUUUUUCUCUCAUUUCUCAAUUUUGUCUCAAAAAUGGACAUUGGAUCAGCUAUGUCUGUUGUCCAAACACUAUCUGCCGCAUGUUCAAAGCUGAAAGAAAUAUGCUCCUACUUUGGCUAUGAAUCUCAACUUGCUGACCUCCAACGUACAGUUUCCACUGUCAAGGCUGUUCUUCGUGAUGCAGAGACCAAGAUAGAGCUCUCCAAUGAAGCACAGUUAUGGAUUGAAGAGCUCAAGGAUGCUAUCUAUAAUGCUGAUGAUUUAUUUGAUAAGUUUGUCACUCUCACUGAACACAAGCAGAGGGAAGUCAUGGAAGAUGGUAAACUCUCUAAACAAGUGCGUCGCUUCUUUUCUCGUCACAAUCCUUUUAGUUUUGCAUAUAAUAUGUCUCAUGAAGUUAAGAAGAUUAGGGAGGAGAUUGAUGCUAUUGCUAGUAAUCAUACUAAGUUUGGCUUCUUAAGUCUUGACUCUCAGCCUAUUAGGAAGAGAAGAGAGGAUACUUGUUCUUAUGUUUAUGAGGAUAAUAUUAUUGGGAGGGAGGAUGAUGUGAACAAGAUCAUUGCUAUCUUGCUAGAUAGUAAUAAUGUUGAACGCAAUGUUUCUUUCUUUUCUGUUGUCGGCAUUGGAGGGUUGGGGAAAACGGCUCUUGCUCAGCUUGUGUUUAAUGAUGCAAGGGUCUUAAGUGCCUUUCCGUUAAGGCUCUGGACUUGUGUAUCUGACCAUGAUCAGAAACAGUUGGAUGUCGAAGGCAUUCUUCGUAAGAUUCUAGCUUCGAUUACCGGUCACCAGCCUGAUGGAUCCACCAAGGAAUUGGUGCAAAGGCAGGUUCGAGAGAAACUAGCAAGUGACAAAUGCUUGCUUGUUUUAGAUGAUGUAUGGACUGAGAACCGCAAUCAGUGGCUUAACUUGGCCGAGUUCUUGUUAGGAGCCCAAAUGGGAAGUUGGGUUCUAGUAACUACACGUUCACAGGAGACUGCAAGAAUUAUAGGAGAUGGUUUUUCGCAUAAGCUGCAAGGAUUGUCAAAUGAGAAUUCAUGGUAUUUGUUCGAAAAGGUAGCCUUUGGAUCGGAACAAUCAGGCCAUCAUGAUGAUGACUUGGUUAAAAUAGGGCAACAGAUUGCUAAAGGGUGUGCUGGAGUCCCUCUCGCUCUCAGAGUAGUAGGGAGUCUUCUGUAUGGUCAAGAGAAGAGUAAGUGGCUAUCGGUUCACGAGAUAGGGUUAGCCAACAUAAGAGAAUGCCAAGAUGACAUAAUGCCUAUAUUGAAGCUAAGCUACAAUAAUCUAGAGUUCCCUCUACAGAGUUGCUUCAGUUAUUGUGCUUUGUUUCCUAAAGAUUAUGUGAUUCACAAGGAAAUGUUAACUAGUCUGUGGUUGGCACAAGGUUACAUUGUUUUAUCAGAUGAACAUCAAAGCAGCAAAGAAGAUGUUGCGGAGGAGUAUUUUUCUAUUUUGUUGCGCAGAUGUUUUCUCCAAGACGUAAACAAAGAUCAAUUAGGUGAGAUUAGAACAUGUAAGAUACAUGAUCUAAUGCACGAUCUUGCUCAGAAGGUAGCAGGAAAGGAGAUUUGCGUAGGUGAUUGUAUCAACGAAAACAUGCAUAAAAAAGUUCGGCAUCUAGUCCUUAAGAGAGGUGAAUCUAAAAGAAAUAUUUUCACUAAGACCCGUAUUCGUUCGUAUCUCCAGAUUCAGGUUGGAUGGAGGUCCAACAGGCCCAUGAUGGACCAGCUCUAUUUGGAGGAAUUACUAGCGAAUUUCACGUGCAUGAGGGUAUUGGACCUAAGCGGGUCAAACUUUAAAAGCUUGCCAGGCAGAAUAGGUGAACUGCUACAUUUAAGGUACUUAGAUCUCUCACGUAAUAAAGAGUUAGAAGUGAUUCCCACGUCAAUUAAGAAACUGUAUAAUCUGGAGACUUUAAACUUGAAUUCCUGCGACAAAUUGAAAGAGCUACCAAAACAUAUAAGCAAACUGGUUAAGCUUAGGGUUCUAGAUAUUGGGGCAUGCAAUCAUCUGAAUUAUAUGCCUGCUGGGUUGGGUAUGUUAACCAACCUUCAUAGCCUACCAGUGUUUGUGUUGCGUGAAGUUAGUUUAAAUUGUAAGCAGUGGUUUGAUCAUCUGGAAGACUUAAAAGCCCUCAAGAAGCUGAAAGGUAGUCUACACUUGAGUAUCCAACUCCCCCAAAACGCUAAGAUAGAUAUUAAAAGGGAAGGCGGAUACCUGAAGGACAAAGAACAUCUUAAGCAUAUAUAUUUUUUUUUUAGUGUGGCAAAGGUUGACGGAAGGCUAAUAGAUAAUGAAGAAGCAUUAGUGGAAGACAUGCAACCGCAUUGUAAUCUCAAGAGAUUAGAAAUGCGGGGAUACCAGGGUGUCAGAAUGCCAAGUUGGGCAAAGUCUCUGCAAAAUCUUGUUGACCUAAAACUUUGUGAGUGUCGGGAGUUGAAGCACCUAACAUGUCUUGGAAACAUGCGUCAUCUCAAAGUCCUUAAACUUGAUAACUUGCCUAAUUUGGAGUACAUAAUUGAAAAUUGUAGUGCAUCCCAUUUGGCCCGAGCUGUACUGCCAAAUGCAGAAGGCUUGUCAGUCCUUCCCUCCCUUGAACGGAUUACAUUUCAAAGUUUGCGAAAACUGAAAGGAUGGGUAGCAGAUGGUCAUCAGCUUGAGUGUAGCAGCAGCAUGGAGAUGGAAUCAUCGCAAUUACUGUGUCUUUCAGGAUUAAAGUCAUGGUACAUCCAUGAAUGUCAGGAGCUUAAAUCUAUUCCGUCGUGUCCUGGUUUGGAAACUUUAUCUCUUAUAGGUUUCAGCGAAAGAUUGAGAAUACUAAAGAUGGAUGAACAAAGGGAUUUACCCUCUCCUACUACCUCAUCUUCACCUUUCGUAUUGGAUCCCAUUCCCAAAUUAAGAAAUGUUACAACAGACAACUUGACAUGGCUGAAAUCACUCCCCAUGGAGUCCUUUCAGAAGGUCGAAAGUAUGUCAAUAUGGGAGGACAAGAAGUUGGAGGGUUUGGGAGAAGUUGAGCAAGUGCUGCGUAGCUGCUCGUCUUCCUUACGUUACUUGGACAUAGGUGAUUGUGACAAUCUAAGGAGUGUUAUUUUUGUCUGAUAUCUUGUCCUUAGUGACUGUUAUUUUGUCUGAUCCUAGGAGAUCAUCAUGGCAAUCUGUGCCAAUGAUCAGCAGCCAGCAAUCAUCAGUAAUUAUUAGUUUUUUGUCCUUAGUACAGCUGUCAUAAAAGAGCUGUUACUCUUGUCUUUUUGUAAGGCCUCUAGGGCAAUGUUUGCUGAUAUUUAAGCUCAGCUUUAGCUCUGUAAACGGCACCACAAAAUGAGAGAAAUGAAAGAAUGCUGCUGAAUUCAUUCUCAUUUAUGAUAAGUUCUUAAAUGUUUUCACAAUCUAAGGAGUGUAUGUGGAGGAUUAGAGCAUCUCACUUCCUUGGAGGAUUUAAGGAUAGACGGAUGCCCUAAUCUGAAGCUAUCAGAAGAAGAAGAGAAAGAAGAUGGUGACAGCAUUAGCAUGCCAUGGCGAUCCUUUCGUCACUCCCUCCACUCCUUGUCUUUGAGAGAUCUUCCACAGCUCAUAGAUCUACCUAGUUGGAUACAACACCUGACUGCUCUCAAAGAAUUCACGAUUCACAGUUGCAACGAAUUGAAUUCCUUGCCAUCUUGGAUGUCCAAACUCACCUCUCUCACGACACUUCAAAUCCGGUAUUCUUCAGAACGCCUCCACGAGAGAUGCCAGAAUACCACUGGCGAGGAUUGGUCCUACAUUAAACACAUCCCUAGGAUUACUAUUAAUCACAAAGAUAUUCAUGGCUCGUAAAGGCUUAAUCGAUCAUGGGAAAGCUGGACUCAUUUCAAGGCUCAUUGAUGUUAUUCCUCCUCUUAAUUUUAGCUCAAGUACCCAUAUGUGAUACUCGACUCAGAUAUUGGUAUGCAGUUCAUCUUGGAUAUAGAUUAUGGAGGUUUAGUUACACCAUUCGUCAUUCAAACCAUGUCCUUUUGGGUACUUAAUAGUGAGUGUUUAUAAACAUUUUCUUGCUAAUGGUUUUCUAGCCAGAACCCAGAAGUAGUUAUACUGGCAUAGUUCUACAAAAUCACGGGUUUACAUCUAUACAAUACAGUGUUAUUUACUAGUUCAAUUUCGAACAAAGAAGUUGUGUCAUCUAGAUUUGUUUAUGUAAUUAAUGUUGCACCUCUUUAUUUCUCCUGUUUACCAAAUGCGACGAAAUGCAGAUAUUUGAUAUUAUUGCCGGA
This is a messenger RNA of Beta vulgaris subsp. vulgaris (sugar beet), 4357 nucleotides long. Its product is annotated as putative disease resistance protein RGA4. Gene Ontology annotation, molecular function: protein binding; ADP binding. Gene Ontology annotation, biological process: defense response to other organism. The record is from RefSeq and is a predicted model, not a curated record. NCBI's taxonomy places the organism in Eukaryota, Viridiplantae, Streptophyta, Magnoliopsida, Caryophyllales, Amaranthaceae. The transcript is spliced from 2 exons. The coding region runs from base 144 to 3209 and encodes 1021 amino acids.